AGAAGUCAUACUGACAGUCGUGAUAGCGAGUCACUUUAGCUGACCACAGUGAGCGCAAUCACGUCUGCAAACAUGCAGGUGACUCGCAGUCAGAUAUCGCUGUUUCUUUGUCUGCUAUCAUGCGCGUCAGUUAUCGGAGCUCGAUAUACUCCUGACUGGACAAGUCUGGACUCCAGACCUCUGCCUGGAUGGUACGACGAGGUGAAGUUCGGCAUCUUCGUUCACUGGGGGGUGUUUUCGGUGCCCGCUUUCGGUAGCGAGUGGUUCUGGUGGUACUGGAAAGGCGCACAAAAUCCCGAUUACGUCCAAUUCAUGAUCAAAAACUACCCUCCAGGUUUCAGCUACGCGGAUUUUGCGCCUAAUUUCCACGCGCAGUUUUUCGACCCUGACGCUUGGGCUGAUAUCUUCGAAGCUUCCGGAGCGAAAUAUGUCGUCCUUACAUCGAAACACCACGAAGGCUUCACAAAUUGGGGAUCCCCGACCUCCUGGAACUGGAAUUCGGUUGAUGACGGACCUCACAGGGAUCUGGUUGGAGAUUUGGGCAAUGCUAUAAGAAAGAAGGGCUUGCAUUAUGGACUCUAUCACUCUCUGUACGAAUGGUUCAACCCCCUCUACCUGAGUGACAAACAAUCUGGCUUCAAGACCCAGGAGUAUGUUGCAAGAAAAGCAAUGCCUGAACUCUACGAUCUGGUCAGCAGGUACAAGCCAGACUUGAUUUGGUCUGACGGCGACUGGGAAGCGCCGGACACUUACUGGAACUCUACAGAAUUCCUUGCCUGGCUCUACAACGACAGUCCAGUCAAAGACAUAGUGGUGGUCAAUGACAGAUGGGGAAACGGAUGUUACUGCAAACAUGGAGGUUACUACAACUGCGCCGACAAAUUCAAUCCUCAAAAGCUUCUCAAUCACAAGUGGGAGAAAUGCCAAUCAGUGGACAAAAUAUCAUGGGGGUAUCGCAGAAAUAUGAAGCUGAGUGAGCUGAUGGAUCUGCCAGAGCUUGUACAGGACCUGGUCUACAUUGUGGCUUUAGGUGGGAAUUACCUUUUGAAUAUAGGGCCCACAGCAGAUGGUGUGAUCGCUCCUGUGUUUGAGGAACGUCUCAGAGGAAUCGGAGCCUGGCUGCAGAUCAACGGUGAAGCCAUCUAUGGAACGAGCUUUUGGAGAGUUCAAGCUGAGAAUGCCACUGUUCCUGUCUGGUAUACAGCAAAAAAAUCCACUGUGUAUGCGAUCUUCACCACCAAUCCUAUGCAGAACACCUUUCAGCUUUCUGCGCCCAACACCACCGACAGCACAGUGGUGACUUUAUUGGGGAGUCCUAAACCUUUGAAAUGGGCUCCUCUGCAGUCAUCAGGACUGAUGGUGGUUCUGCCUGAGCUGCCUUUCUCACCCGCUUAUGCCUGGACUCUCAAGAUGGAAGGGGUGGCAUAGUGCUUUAAAAACAAUUUUGAUUUUAAUAUAAUUUGUUUUAGGGCAGAUUUGUAUAAAUAUUUUUUUUACAAUGGAUUACAUGAUUUCAUUAAUCAGUAAAAAUUACAGACGGAAUGACAAAUUGUGAUUUGUUAAUUUUCGGGAGGGUUUUCUAGACGCUAAUGCCAUUUUAUGAUGCAUCUAAAACUGACGAAAUCCUCAAGUUGUCAAUAAACUUAUUCAUUCUUUGUAA
Danio rerio (zebrafish) is the source of this 1660-nucleotide messenger RNA. RefSeq names its product alpha-L-fucosidase 1, tandem duplicate 1 (gene fuca1.1). Lineage: Eukaryota; Metazoa; Chordata; Actinopteri; Cypriniformes; Danionidae. Gene Ontology annotation, biological process: carbohydrate metabolic process; fucose metabolic process. Gene Ontology annotation, molecular function: fucosidase activity; alpha-L-fucosidase activity. The record is from RefSeq and is marked provisional. Gene Ontology annotation, cellular component: lysosome.